UUGAAAGGAGAUUAAAUUUUAUAUAUACAUUUUUUUUUUAAUAAAAAUUCUUUGAAAUCAAUAAAAGUUUGCAUAAACAUUAUUUUGGUCUACUCUUUCGAGUGCAAAUUCAAAUCAUCAGAGUACCAUCUUCAGAUGCAAUUAGACAAAAUUUCAACAUUAUAAAAAUCCAACAAUUAUGUCAAAAUUUUCGACAACCUCCAAUCGCCAACUGAAUACGCGCAGCUCCGACAUCGAUGCCCUGGCUCAGCGUGGCUACAAUAUCGGACACAAAAUUGGCGAGGGUUCCUAUGCGACCGUUAUCACAGCUGGCUAUGCCGACGAUGCGGGUCAUGGUGUACAUUUGGCCUGCAAAAUAAUUGAUAAGGCCAAGGCACCCUCGGAUUUCGUACACAAAUUCUUUCCGCGUGAAUUGGAAAUUCUAACAAAAAUCGAUCACCCAAACAUCAUACAGAUACACAGUAUACUACAGCGUGGCCCGAAAAUUUUCAUCUUCAUGCGUUACGCGGAGAAUGGUGAUCUAUUGAGUCAUAUCAAGAAAUCGGGACCGGUUGAGGAGUUGCAAGCGAAAGCCUGGUUCAUGCAAAUGGCGAAAGCGCUCAAGUAUCUGCAUUCGCACGAUAUCGCGCAUCGCGACUUGAAAUGCGAGAACAUCUUGCUUUCGAAACGUCUCAAUAUCAAAUUGGCUGACUUCGGCUUUGCACGCUAUUGCUGCGACGAUAGUGGACGUGAAAUUAAAUCGGAAACCUAUUGCGGUUCGGCGGCCUAUGCCGCACCCGAGGUCGUAUGCGGUCGACCAUACGAUCCGAAAUUGGCCGACGCUUGGUCACUUGGCGUUAUACUAUUCAUAAUGUUGAAUGCGAAAAUGCCAUUCGACGAUAGCAAUCUCAGCAAGUUGCUGGACGAUCAGCGUAAUAAGAAGUUCGCUUUUCGACGGAAAUUACAAGAUCACAUUUCGGCGCAGGCCAAGGCCACCGUGGCGGUACUAUUGGAGCCGGAACCGCAUGCGCGUUGGAAUUUACGUGAAAUAUUGAAUUGCAGCUGGUUGCGUGCCGACGAGGAGGAACCGUUGGCUUAGUCCUAAGACGAACACACGUACGUCAUACAACAUGCGACAGUUUGAGCAGCAUGUCUGAUUGGUUUUGGACCUAAUGCCGUUGAAUUUUUGUAUGGGAAAAAAAGUAAUUCUUCAUAUCUUUAUAUAUUUUUUUUUUGAUUUGCGCAUGUAAAAUGUUGGUCAUUCGUGAAAUUGCCCUCUGAACACACUGUAAAGUCUGUAUUUAAAACAAUUUUAGUUCUGAAAUUAUUAUAUAUAUAUGCAUGCAUGUAUAUAUAUA
This is a messenger RNA of Bactrocera tryoni, 1337 nucleotides long. It is a transcript of the gene Tssk, whose product is annotated as testis-specific serine/threonine-protein kinase 1. Bases 179 to 1078 code for a protein of 299 amino acids. The transcript has a single exon. The record is from RefSeq and is a predicted model, not a curated record. Gene Ontology annotation, cellular component: cytoplasm. NCBI's taxonomy places the organism in Eukaryota, Metazoa, Arthropoda, Insecta, Diptera, Tephritidae. Gene Ontology annotation, biological process: protein phosphorylation; intracellular signal transduction; microtubule cytoskeleton organization. Gene Ontology annotation, molecular function: tau-protein kinase activity; ATP binding; protein serine/threonine kinase activity.